This is a messenger RNA of Penicillium brasilianum, 1338 nucleotides long. Lineage: Eukaryota; Fungi; Ascomycota; Eurotiomycetes; Eurotiales; Aspergillaceae. The record is from the annotation of a GenBank genome assembly.
UCCACACCUUCCGCUCCGAUGUAAAUCGAACUUGACAUUGACAUAAGGAGGCUUUUCCCACCCUUUCGAUCAUGGCUACUAUGGCCGCUCGCUUCGGUGCUUCUCCCGCUCGUCUUUUUCGCAUAAAUAUGAGCUCUACUACCCGUCCUGGACAACAGGCUCGCCAUGUAUCCUUCUCCUCCUACUUGGUCACCCCUACUCAGCUCAAUGAAGCUCUCAAGAAGAACCCGCCGACUAAGAUUUCGACUGCUCCGCGAGUGAUUCCCCUCUGUGCAGCAUGGUUCAUGCCGAAUGACCCCGAAGGCCGCAAGGGCAUUGACUCAUUCCGUCAGUCCCGCAUCCCGCAGUCCCGCUUCUUCGACCUCGAUGCGGUCAAAGAUCAUGACUCGCCUUAUCCCCACAUGCUCCCGACCUGCGAGACAUUUGCUGAGGCAAUGAGCGAGCUUGGCAUCCGCCGUGACGAUGAGGUGGUGGUCUAUGAUACGGCUGAGCUGGGCAUCUUCAGCGCUCCCCGUGUGGGCUGGACCCUACGUGUAUUUGGCCACCCCAAUGUUCACAUUCUCAACAAUUACCGCCUCUGGACCCGCGAGGGUCUUCCUACCGAGAGCGGCGAGCCUGCUCCCGUCGAGAAGACCAAGUAUCCCGUGCCGACUUAUGAUUCCAAGUUGGUGAUUGCCUUCCGCGAGAUGAAGGAGCUGGCAUUGGACUAUGGCAAGGAGGGCGCCGAGGAGGUCGAGAUCCUGGAUGCUCGCUCGUAUGGCCGCUGGGCUGGUACUGACCCCGAGCCGCGUCCCGGUCUUUCCUCGGGCCAUGUCCCAGGCUCUAAGAGCUUGCCGUUCCAGGAAUUGCUGGACCCUGAGACCAAGACUUAUCUUCCCGCCGAACAGUUGAAGAAGGUUUUUGAGGAUCACAAGGUUGAUCCUUCUCGAUCAAUUAUCAGUUCAUGUGGCACUGGCGUAACAGCGACGGUCAUUGACACUGCUUUGGGAGUGGCAGACUAUGGCAAUCCUAAUAUCCGUCGGGUAUAUGACGGUAGCUGGACUGAAUGGGCUCAACGAGUCAAGGAGUCUGAUGGCCUGAUCAAGAAGGUCAAGUCGUAGAAAAUCCACGAGGGUGCAAUCCUCAUGAACCUAAGGACGAUGGACUGGACCUUUGCUUUUAGUGACUUUCUAUCGCGUUUAGCUCUUCUUGAUUCCCCGUUUUAGACGAUACUCCACUCCUUAUUGUUGAGAUGCUCUCUUCAAGCAUCUACAUCACCUCUAAAUGCAUCCCUCCUACAUCUUUCCUGCACAUAUCUCUGACAUCUUCCAUCAAUUCCACGUCACUUGAUCUAUUUAA